Messenger RNA from Soboliphyme baturini, 474 nucleotides. The record is from the annotation of a GenBank genome assembly. Lineage: Eukaryota; Metazoa; Nematoda; Enoplea; Dioctophymatida; Soboliphymatidae.
AUGUCCCUGCUAGGCGCGAUGCGACUGGAUGACGAAGUUCGCCAGUCGGAAAAAGAUUCUGCCGAAGUUAUGGACCUGAUGACGUUUGCUCGCUCGUCGUUGAACAUUUCUGCAGAUGACGUCGCAUCUACCAACGACAGUCAUGUCGUCUGGUUGGAAGUGCUGCUUAACAGGUUACUAUAUGAUUUUGGGCGAGACCAGCACUGGAUUAAUGUCGUCCAGAACAAGAUCCAAUGCAAGCUCGCUGCUAUUCACGUGGAGUACAGCGGCGACCUGCUGUUCGUGUUCGAAACGAAGCUUAAUCUGAUGAAGCUGAAGGACGAGUCUGUGGCAUCGCCGAAGAAGAACCAAAGGCUGUUGAGAUACUCAGAAGAAGAUGCGCUGGAAUCGCCUGAAUCGUCUUCGGAUGACGACUCUGCUGCACCACUGCCCUCCAAUAGACUGGGCAAGACGUCUGAAAGGCAACCAAGGUGA